Messenger RNA from Dacryopinax primogenitus, 1653 nucleotides. RefSeq names its product glycoside hydrolase family 13 protein. Gene Ontology annotation, molecular function: alpha-amylase activity; calcium ion binding. Bases 1 to 1653 code for a protein of 550 amino acids. The record is from RefSeq and is a predicted model, not a curated record. The transcript has 4 exons. Lineage: Eukaryota; Fungi; Basidiomycota; Dacrymycetes; Dacrymycetales; Dacrymycetaceae. Gene Ontology annotation, biological process: carbohydrate catabolic process.
AUGCACUCUUUCGCUUUCAUCACAUCCCUCCUCUCUCUUACUCUUCUCUUCUUCUCCCUCUUCCCUACCUCCGCACACGCAGCAACAGCUGAACAAUGGCGUUCGCGUUCUAUCUACCAAAUAAUAACAGACCGCUUCGCUCUUCCCGACCCCUCCUCCCCCAACCUCCUCACCGUCCCCAACCCCAACUGCAAUCCUGGCGACCAAACCUGGUGCGGCGGGACAUGGCAAUCGAUCAUCUCCAACCUGGACUAUAUCCAGGGUAUGGGCUUCACGGCCAUCUGGAUAUCGCCCGUGAGCGAGAACUAUGAUGGACCAAGGACACCGUAUGGGGAUGCGUACCAUGGGUAUUGGAGUCAGAACGUGACUGCACUCAACCCGCGUAUGGGAACACCAGACGACCUCAAAGCUCUCUCCAACGCCCUCCACGCACGGGGCAUGUACCUCAUGGUCGACAUCGUCGCUAACAACGUCAUAACCCUGAACUACACCGACCCUGACCUAUCCAAGUUUGCCUUCACAUCAACGGAUAUGUACCACCCUUACUGCCCGAUCGACUUCUCCAACCAGACGAGCAUCGAGCAUUGCUGGCUGGGAGACACGGUCGUCGCGCUCAUGGACGUAAACACAGAGAAUCAGGACGUGAUCAACAUCUACAACACCUGGAUCGCCUCCCUCGUCCAGGAGUACCAGAUCGACGGGCUCCGAAUCGACGCUGCCAAGCAUGUGCGCAAGGAUUUCUGGCCCGGGUUCUGUUCUGCCGCAGGCGUGUUCUGUAUGGGCGAAGUGUUUGGCGGCGACGUCCCGUACAACGCGGGGUAUCAAGGCCCUGGAGCACUUGCAUCGGUACUCGAUUAUCCUAUUUAUGAUUAUCUCGUCUCGGCAUUCACCAUCCCCGGGCCGGGGAACAUCUCCGGGCUCGUUGAUGGCCUGCACCAGGGUCAAGAGCUGUACCAAGACAUGUCCGUCCUCGGCACGUUCCUCGAGAACCAGGACAACCCGCGCUGGGCAAACCUCUCCGUCGACCCCCAAUCUCUGUGGAACGCCAUGGUCUGGCAGUUCCUAGCCGGAGGCAUCCCGAUCGUCUACUACGGGCAGGAACAAGGGCUGCGGGGGAACGCCGAUCCGUACAACCGCGAGCCGCUCUGGCCCACAGGGUACGCCAAUACCACCACCUACCAGAUUACGGCUACCCUGAACCAGCUACGCAAUUUCCUCAUCGCGAACGCGCCUGAUUUUCUGACGUCUAACGUUACUGUCCUCGGUACGUCCAGUAACGAAGUCGCGAUCGCUCGUGGGCCUCUGGUAGCGGUGAUGACCAACCGCGGAUCUCCACCCGUGAACGCCACGAUGGGGAUAUUCAACACCGGGUUCAUGGCCGGCCAGCCGCUGACCGAGAUCCUCUACUGCAAACAAGUGACCUCAGGCUCAGAAGGGACGUUGUUGGUAGAUUAUUCCUCCGGAGGACAUGCGAGCAUCUUCAUGCGGACUAAUGACCUGAGGGGGAGCGGGCUUUGUGGGCAGUAUACGGACGUGAACCCGGAUAUGAACGGGCUUAGCGCCGCUAGUGCUGCGCGGGCGGUGCGGGUGCGCCUGGGGGGGUGGGUGAUGAUGGCGGGGUUGAUCCUGGCGGGGCUCGUUUUCCUCUCAUAG